AUGCCCGCGGACCUGAUGGAGAAGAGUUCCUCGUCGCCCGUGGCCGCCACCCCGGCCAGCAUCCACGCCACGCCCGACAAACCCCGCACGGCCUCAGACCACCGGAAGUCGUCCAAGCCCAUCAUGGAGAAGCGGCGGCGCGCGCGGAUCAACGAGAGCCUCGGGCAGCUCAAGACGCUCAUCCUGGACGCGCUCAAGAAGGACAGCUCCCGGCACUCGAAGCUGGAGAAAGCGGACAUAUUAGAGAUGACAGUGAAGCAUUUGAGAAACCUGCAGCGAGCGCAGAUGACGGCCGCGCUGAAUACAGACCCCACUGUGCUGGGUAAAUACCGGGCCGGAUUCAACGAGUGCAUGAACGAGGUGACCCGCUUCCUCUCCACCUGCGAGGGGGUGAACGCUGAGGUGCGGACCCGACUGCUCGGACACCUGGCCAGCUGCAUGAGCCAGAUCAACGCCAUGAACUAUCCUGCCCCUCAGCCGUCCUCCGCUGCACUGCCGCCGCCACCCCACCCCGCACCCCCUGGGGGCCAGCACGGCCCCUCUUUCGGGCAGCCCCUGGUGCAGAUCCCAGCUGGCGCGGUGCCCCCUGCUGCCAGCGUCGUGCCUUGCAAGCUGGGCAACCCCGCCGGGGAAAGCGCCAAGGUGUAUGGAGGCUUCCAGCUGGUGCCAGCCUCUGACGGGCAGUUCGCCUUCCUCAUCCCCAGCACGGCCUUUGGGCCCCCGCACAGCAACGCCGUCAUCCCCCUCUACGCUGACGGGGGCAUGGGGUCAGGGUUGCCCCCCGCUGCCUCCGUCUCUCCCGCGUCUGGCGCCCCGUCGCUUUCGGCAGAUUCGGUGUGGAGGCCUUGGUGAAAGCAGGCGAGUGGGCUGGAGGCCUGCCCACCCUUCGGCCUCUGGACUUUGGGUCAGGACUUGGAGUGCCCCCCACCCCUGUGGCCCAGGGCUCUGGGUUCUCUUCCUCCA
This is a messenger RNA of Lacerta agilis (Sand lizard), 963 nucleotides long. It is a transcript of the gene HES1, whose product is annotated as hes family bHLH transcription factor 1. Gene Ontology annotation, molecular function: RNA polymerase II cis-regulatory region sequence-specific DNA binding; protein dimerization activity; DNA-binding transcription factor activity, RNA polymerase II-specific. Gene Ontology annotation, cellular component: nucleus. NCBI's taxonomy places the organism in Eukaryota, Metazoa, Chordata, Lepidosauria, Squamata, Lacertidae. The coding region runs from base 1 to 852 and encodes 283 amino acids. The record is from RefSeq and is a predicted model, not a curated record. Gene Ontology annotation, biological process: anterior/posterior pattern specification; regulation of neurogenesis; Notch signaling pathway. The transcript is spliced from 4 exons.